This is a messenger RNA of Aspergillus eucalypticola CBS 122712, 1665 nucleotides long. RefSeq lists its product as uncharacterized. The coding region runs from base 1 to 1596 and encodes 531 amino acids. The transcript has 9 exons. The record is from RefSeq and is a predicted model, not a curated record. Gene Ontology annotation, molecular function: DNA binding; DNA-binding transcription factor activity, RNA polymerase II-specific; zinc ion binding. Lineage: Eukaryota; Fungi; Ascomycota; Eurotiomycetes; Eurotiales; Aspergillaceae. Gene Ontology annotation, biological process: regulation of DNA-templated transcription; DNA-templated transcription.
AUGUUUCAAGAGGAUCCGGAACAGCCUGUCGGAAAGAAGCAUAUCCCUCCAGUGGCACUGGCGGUUACACAGUCCAAGGCUGCUAGACCCACGGUGGUCCGCAAAAAGUUUGCCAAGCCCCCCGUCAAAGUAGCUUGUUUAGCCUGUCGUGCUUCAAGAACACGUUGUGAUGGAAAAGACCCGUGUAUAAAGUGUUCCAGUAGGAAUAAGUAUUGCUCUUAUUUGCCCAGUAGAAGGGGUGGUUCAAGGAAGACAAACAAGCCAUACAGUACCGCAGAUUCUCAACGGGGUGGCGUCGAGGACUCUACUACUACCCUCCCGGUAUCAGCGGAUUCUGACGAUUCAUCCGGUAUGGUCGGCCAGAUUGACGUCCUAUCAGUCCCCAGGGCAGGGCUGAGAAGCUCGGACUUCCCCAUCCAUGUCCACCCCGUUUUUGCCGAUCUCUUUGUCCCAAACACUGAUCAUAAUGCCUAUGGCCAACUGGAGCCGACCCGUUCACCACCAGAUAUUCCGUCUCGGGCCUUGGUUAGAACAUACGGCAGCGAAGAUGCCAUUCUUAACGCGUACUAUGACUUGAUCCAUAAUCACUUUCCCAUGCUUCCACCAAGGGUUGAACCACAGGCUCCUGAUCAGCCCCUAGAUUAUGUCAGCUCAAUCACAGAUUCGCCAUCAGAACAGCCAAUACUCGUCUACAAGCCACGGUCUCCUUUAAGUCUUUCAAUUUCGGCGAUUGUGGCACUGGUUCCGCACCCAAAUGACCCAGAACCGUGGGGAGCUGCGUCUGUCAUCUGCCGCCGUACAUUUGCGCACAUGUAUGCACAGCUGGCAAAUGAAGCUAUCAAGACCGACUGCGAGCUUCACGCCUGGUCUACCCAUCCUCCAGGGGCGUUGACCACCGAAAGGCCUCUUGUAGAUCGAGAGCCAUUUCAUCCGAAGACACCAGUGGAACUUGAAAGCCUUCUAGCACUUCUCGUGCUUUCGACAUACGAAUACAACCAACAAGGUAACCUCAUUAAAAUGCGAUACCAUGCUAAUCAGGCUCUGGCCAUAGCGCUGGACAUGUCUCUGCAUUCUCUUGGCGAAGGAUUUGAUAAAUUUGCGGAAGCUCGCCGGAGAGCGUGGUGGAUGACUUACUACUGUGUUCUUCAAGGUUCUAUUGUUAGCACCACGCCCCUAGGAAUCAUUGCGAAUGAUCCUCAAUCUCUCACGCCUUAUCCGCGAUUCUCGGCUGAUCCUGAUGGAUGGUCUGUAUUAAUACAGGCUCAGCGAGUUCUAGCCUCAGCAACUCAUUUUAUCCUUAAUCUCAUUAGGUGUCCAUCUGCGAGGACCAACAUACCAUACAUUUAUGAGCGGAUGCAGCAACUAGAAACAUGGGCAAGAUCUGUUUUGACACAGUCGAAUGUGCUUCCGAUCUGGCCCCCGUCUAUGGGCUGUGGCGGUGAAACAGAAUUUACAACAGCUAAAACCAUACGUGCAAUAGCACGGAGCAAAUUGUUCAGCGCCGAAAUCAAGGUGCGCCGGUUCAGAGCUCUCUUAAAGCACUGCGAUCACAUCUCGGUGAAUUCAAAUAACACAGUGCCGAGUAAAACCUUAUAACAUGGCAGGUCCCAAAAUAGAAUUGGCAGCAUUGGAUGUCCAUGUAGCCAGGAACCGUUCAGCAGGCAC